Molecule: messenger RNA, 762 nt
Organism: Papaver somniferum (opium poppy)
Lineage: Eukaryota; Viridiplantae; Streptophyta; Magnoliopsida; Ranunculales; Papaveraceae
Exons: 1
Coding region: 1-762 (253 amino acids)
Molecular function (GO): nucleic acid binding; RNA-DNA hybrid ribonuclease activity
Source: RefSeq, a predicted model, not a curated record
AUGGUAUCAAGAUGCAUAUUCUGUAGGAAGGAAGAGGAAACAAGAGAUCAUAUCUUUUGGUACUGUAAUUACAUUGAGAUCAUCUGGAGUUGGCUUGGUGGAAUCUUCAAUUUCAUAAAUCCAAGAUCAUUUGAAGAUGUUCUACAACUUGCUAAUAACAAAAGUCCUGCUAUCAAAGAAUUAUGGAGAUUGGCAGCUUUCAUAACAAUGAAGGAGCUCUGGUUCCUGAGAAAUGAAUGUAUUUUUGAUAAAGGAAAAUAUGAUCUGAAUGUCACUAAGAAUAAGAUACUGCAAGUAAUAUCAGACAGUGAUAUAAGAAUGAAAGCAAAUAUGUGGAACAGUCAAUAUGAUUUACAGGUGCUCAAAAAAUUUGGAUUGAAGACAAGGAGGGUGAAGAAUAUGAAAAUAAAAGAAGUUUUCUUCCAACUACCUGAACAGGGGAAAAUAUUGCUAUGCUGUGAUGGAGCUUCUAGAGGAAACCCAGGUAUGGCUGGUUAUGGUGUAGUGGGGAGAAAUUGCACAAGUGAAUUUGUGAUUGCAAUUUCAGGUGGUCUGGGGAUAUCUACCAAUUACUAUGCAGAGGUUUUUGCAAUAUUAAUUGCAGGGGAGUGGGCAAUACAUAAUGGGUUCCAUGAUCUUGUCUUCAGAACAAAUUAUAAAACAGUUAUCAAUGCAUUUCAAAGUCAGCAAACUACCUUGGUUUGCAUCUACAAGAUGGGGAAAGAUUUGUGCAGAAGUGUGUUCUUGGAGCUUUACUCAUAG